UUUUUAAAUUUUUUGGCGCUAAACAAAUACAUUCAAAAAGGUUGUGUAAAUACAAAGCACAAAUACCAAUUAAAAUACUUUGUUUAUAAAAUUAAAAUCGCAAUUUUCCAAACGAAAAAUGAAAAGUUCUAAAGUGAAAUCGAGAAUAAGGAAGGAAGAUUUGAAUCCAGUGUUUCAUUUUAAGGAUAAAGCAGAAGAUGACAAUAUUUUAACACCACAACUUAUAAAGCAAACAUUAAAAACAGGAAAAAUUGAGCUAGUUGGAAAAAACUUGAAAAAUAUUCCUGAAAAAGUUUUUAACAUACAAGAUCCAGUGAAAGUUAAUUAUAACGUAGUGGAUUUAAAUAACACACCAAAUGAAGAUGACUUGUGGUGGAAUCAAAGGCAUAUUACACAUCUUGAUUUUUCGUCUAAUGUUCUCACUGAAAUAAAUCCCGAGAUCAGAAAUCUCUUGGACUUGACGGUUUUAAAUCUUCAAGAUAAUGCAUUAACAACUCUUCCGAAAGAAAUUGGUCAAUUGGAGAAAUUAACCAAGUUAAAUCUUAGCCGUAACAAAAUAAACGAACUGCCUAAUGACUUUUUUCGACUCCGUGAAUUAAAAUACCUAAACUUAUCUUAUAAUUGUUUAACUGACAUUUCUGCUGACUUAAGCGAUUUAGUAUAUCUUGAAAUUCUUGAUAUGGCUAACAAUAAAUUAGAAUUAUUGCCUGGUGGAAUUGGAUUUUUGACACGUUUAACAGAUUUAUCCGUGCAUCAUAAUAAGUUACAAGUUUUGCCUAAUGAUAUAACAAAUUUAAGAAAUCUUCAAAAAUUGGACAUCAUGCACAAUGAUUUAAAGUUUUUGCCACAAUAUAUGGGAGAUUUGCGAAAAAUUGAAUUUAUUUAUGCACAACAUAACGAUAUCGAUAAAAUGCCAGAUUUGGAGGGUUGUGAACAUUUGCAAGAGCUUUAUAUUUCAAAUAAUUUCAUUACAGAAAUACCUGAGAGAUUUUUUGAAAAGCUACCCAACUUGAAAGUUCUUGACCUUCGAGACAACAAAAUUACCAAAUUACCUGAUGAAGUCUCGAUGUUACAAAGUUUAAUGAGGCUUGAUCUUUCUAAUAAUUCUGUAUCAAGUUUGCCAACUUCUUUGUGUACUUUAGCACAUUUAGUAAGUUUACAAGUUGAUGGAAAUCCAAUAAAAUCGAUUCGAAGAGACAUAAUCGCAUGUGGCACACAUCGUAUUUUAAAAACAUUGAAAGAUCGUGAUAAAGGAUUAAAUAGUAAUGGUUACCCUAAAGUCAUUAAUUCGCCAACAAUUCCAGAAAAUCCGUUUCCUGAUAAAUAUCAGUUAAAGAAAACACGGAGUCUCACAUUGUGUGGUAAAGGAGUAACAGAAAUUCCAGAACAAGUAUUUUUGGAUGCUGUUGAGGCAGACAUUUCUAUAGUUGAUUUCUCAAAAAAUAAAUUAAAGCAGCUCCCAAAAGGAUUGACGAUUUUAAGCUCAAAAAUAACAGAAUUGAAUAUGAAUGGAAAUCAAUUGAUUGAAGUUCAGCCAUUUGUUUCGCAAUUUGAUCACAUCAAGUACCUGAAUUUAAGCUGCAAUCAGCUUGAUAAAUUGCCUGAUGAAGUCGGAUUAUUAAUUACGUUACGUGAAAUUAACAUUGCCAACAACAAAUUUAUAGAAUUCCCAAAAUGCAUAUUUGAAUUGAUUCAUGUCGAAAUUAUUUUUGCAUGCGAUAAUAAAAUUGAAUCAAUAGAUGCGUCAGAUAGUGGAUUAGCAGCGUUGAAGCGUUUAGCUAUAUUAGAUUUAUCAAACAACAAUAUAAAUCAUGUUCCACCAACAUUGGGCAACAUGACUCAAAUUACAAGCUUGCUUUUGCAUGGAAACAGCUUCAGAAGUCCACGUAUACAAGUUCUUGAAAAAGGAACAGUAUCUAUCCUAUCUUAUCUUCGAGAUCGCAUACCAAAAGAAUUUUAAAUUGAAUGCUUUACAAAUAUUUGCCAUACAUAAAUUAAUUUAAGCCUUUCACAGUUACCAAAAAUACAUAUAUGUACCAGAUAAAUUGAUCAAAUUUAUUUUAUUUUUAUGCCUGUUGUGUUUAAAUCUACUAGAAAAUAUAUUUAAGUCCCAGUGAACCCCUUGAAAGUCUUGAAAAAUUCUUGAGCAG
This is a messenger RNA of Chironomus riparius, 2150 nucleotides long. The record is from the annotation of a GenBank genome assembly. Lineage: Eukaryota; Metazoa; Arthropoda; Insecta; Diptera; Chironomidae.